Messenger RNA from Aureobasidium musti, 1198 nucleotides. Lineage: Eukaryota; Fungi; Ascomycota; Dothideomycetes; Dothideales; Saccotheciaceae. The record is from the annotation of a GenBank genome assembly.
CCAACUUUCCAUGAGUUCGACAAUCCUGAUCGUUGGUGCAGGGACCUGGGGAAUCUCUACAGCAUUGCACCUGAAAAGGUCUGAUCACUAUUUCUGUUCAGCGUUCCACACACGAUUCAGAGGUAUUGACAUGCUGCCANGGCGAGGAUACAAACACGUCACUCUCCUCGACCCUUACCCUGUACCGUCUCCUAUAUCCGCUGGUAACGAUGUCAACAAGAUUCUCGAAUUAGGCACUUUUGCUGCUGGCGCCGACUCGGACGAACGUUUUGUUGCAAACACCUUGAUCAACGAAGCAACCAAAGGAUGGCUCGAAGAUCCUGUAUUCAAGCCGUACUUCCACGAGACUGGAUGCAUCAUUGCUGCAACUUCAGAGGCUGGGCGUUCUCAUAUGAACUCUGCUAGUGGCCCAAGCGAGGAUGCAGGCUGGGUACCACUCAAGACGAAAGAGGAUUUCCAAGCAACCAUGCCAAAAGGUGUCCUCACCGGAGACUUCCCAGGCUGGGAGGGCUGGUGGAUGAAAAAAGGCUCUGGGUGGAUUCAUGCCAGAAAGUCUAUGGAGAGUGCAGCCAGAGAAGCAGAACGUUUGGGUGCAGUCUUUGUCACUGGUGAGGAGAAGGGCAAGGUCGAAAGCCUCAUCUUCGAGAACGGUGAUGUAGAAGGAGCCAAGACACUAGAUGGGGUUGAACACAGAGCAGACCGUACCAUACUUUGUGCUGGUGCAAAUGCAGGAAUUAUCUUCGACAUGAAGGAUCAAUUGCGUCCGACAGCCUGGACUCUAGCUCACAUCAAGAUGACANAAGAGGAGUUGCAGCUGUUCAAGAACCUGCCAGUCCUGUUCAACAUCGAACGAGGAUUCUUUAUGGAGCCUGACGAGGACAAGGGCGAACUGAAGAUGUGUGACGAACAUCCCGGCUAUUGUAACUGGACUGUUGACCCACAGAACUCUCAACGGUCCAGUGUACCUUUCGCAAAACAUCAGAUCCCCAAAGAGGCAGAAGAACGAGCCAGAGGUUUCCUGCGCGAAACAAUGCCGCAUCUUGCGAACAGACCAUUUAGCUUUGCCCGUAUCUGUUGGUGUGCAGAUACUCCGAAUCGUGCGUUUUUGAUCUCCAAACAUCCCGAGUAUCCCAGCCUUGUGCUUGGAUGUGGUGCAUCAGGCCAUGGUUUCUGUCACAUUCCAGUAAUUGGUGGAUUG